GCUUCAGGUCAGAAAAAAGGAAAACAGAAACAAAAAAGAAAUAAACAGAAAGAAAAAAAGAGUAAAGAUGAAAAACUACAGGAUAAACCUGAUCAAAAAGGAGAAAAAGGAAAGGUAGAAAGACAGUCAUCAUUAUCUGCAGCUCCAGCAGCAGCAGCGACAGGAGGGUCAGGAAGUAAGACCAAACCUGCAGUACAACCAGAAGCAGCAGCAGUAGAUGCUAGUGGUAACGAAGGAAGCAAUAACCAAACGAAAGAACAACCUCAGAAGAGUAAAGCUGAGUUGAAAGCUGAGAGAAGAGCUAAACAGGAAGCACAAAGAGCUGCAAAGGCUGCUAAAGCAGAAGGGGGAGGAAAACCAAAACCUGAAGCUUACAGACCGGUAAAAGUAGCAACAAGUCUACAAGUGGAUGAUGCUAAAGUACAGAAAAAAGUGGCAAAAAAAUUAGCAAAAGAACAGGUCCCAGUGAGGACACUAUCACAAAAGAAGGUUGGGUUGUUUUCACACUUGCAUCAGUAUGAGAAAGAUGUUUCUCUAACACAGGAAUUAAGUCUAGGUACUGCUGGAAGUAUUCAUCCAGCUAUCAUUAAACUUGGAGUACAGUAUGCUAAAGGGAUCAUAUGUGGUUCUAAUGCCAGAUGCGUGGCUCUUUUGAUGACUCUGAAAAAGGUCAUCGCAGACUACAGUACCCCAGAACAGAAAGAACUUUCUAGAGAUUUAGAAGCUAAAAUCAAACCCAAUAUCAGUUUCUUAACCCAGUGUAGACCUCUAUCAGUCAGUAUGGGUAAUGCUAUCAAGUACAUCAAGUUCAACAUCACAAAGAUACCUCCUGAUAUGCCAGAAGAAGAGGCCAAGAAAAGUCUUCUUGACAAAAUAAAUAGGUUUAUUCGCGAACGAAUCAUAUUGGCAGACGAAGCCAUCUCUAAGACAUAUGCAAUAACCAAGAUACACGAUGGUGAUGUCAUACUCACCUACGCAUGUUCAUCUCUGGUUGACAAGAUCCUCAAAGAUGCUCACGAUGCGGGGAAGAAGUUCACUGUAAUCGUCGUAGAUUCCAGACCAAAACUUGAAGGUCGUGAGUGUCUGCGUCGGCUUGUCAAUCAUGGUAUCAGAUGUUCUUAUGUUCAAAUCACUGCAAUGUCUUAUGUCAUUAAAGAGGUCUCCAAGGUAUUUCUUGGUGCGCAUGCGCUAUUAGCCAAUGGUUACGUCAAGUCACGUGUUGGUACAUCAAUGAUCGCGCUGAUGGCAAACGCGUACAAUGUACCAGUACUUGUCUGCUGCGAGACAUACAAGUUUAGUGACAGAGUACAAACAGAUUCCUUUGUUUCGAAUGAACUUGGUGAUCCAGAUGAUCUUGUAGCCCUUCCAAAACAUCAUGAAAAGCAUAACCUUGCAGGAUGGAGAGAAAUCAACACCCUACACCUCCUCAAUCUAAUCUAUGACGUCACGCCUCCUGACUUCAUUUCCAUGGUAAUCACAGAAGUAGGGAUGAUCCCGUGUACAUCUGUGCCUGUUAUACUAAGAGUACAAAACCCUGAAAUGUGACUUAAUAUCAAGUCAAUAUCUUUUAAGACAAGUAUGUCUAAAUAUACGAUUCUGAUUGGCUCCCUGAGAGAUGGACACCUGUAAGUCCAACCGUCCAACCGGCUUUGGCCAGACCACUUCUAACAUAUUGACUGCGAAACAUGAAAAGUCAAGUAAAAUGUCUCUGGUGGCCAGAGAGGGAGAAAUAAUUAAAUAUAUAUAUGUAAAAUAUCUAA
Molecule: messenger RNA, 1760 nt
Organism: Actinia tenebrosa (Australian red waratah sea anemone)
Lineage: Eukaryota; Metazoa; Cnidaria; Anthozoa; Actiniaria; Actiniidae
Product: translation initiation factor eIF2B subunit delta
Source: RefSeq, a predicted model, not a curated record